Larimichthys crocea (large yellow croaker) is the source of this 1265-nucleotide messenger RNA. Its product is annotated as rho-related GTP-binding protein RhoG-like. The transcript is spliced from 2 exons. Bases 387 to 1007 code for a protein of 206 amino acids. Gene Ontology annotation, biological process: small GTPase-mediated signal transduction. NCBI's taxonomy places the organism in Eukaryota, Metazoa, Chordata, Actinopteri, Sciaenidae. Gene Ontology annotation, molecular function: GTPase activity; GTP binding. The record is from RefSeq and is a predicted model, not a curated record.
GUGUUCAACUUGUAUUUUGUAUUUAAAGUGUUGAAGUUUUGGAGGUUUAGUUGAGGUAAUCGUUGCACCAUAUUUGAACAGUUGACUACACACCUAUCUUUGUCAAAUAUAGUGAAGCACUUCAUCGCAUUACCUUACUCAGAGGGGAUGACAAAACUCAAUACUUUCUCAACACUUUGGUAUUUCGCAGUUCCAAAAUUUCCAGAGACUACUUCCCUUCCCUUCCCAGCGAGAAGUGACAUGUUUAAGAUUGUAACAUGAUUCUUUCAUAAAGGACCUCCUACUCAACCUCCUACUUAGGCAAGCUACAGGACACACUGCCGCAAGCCUGUGAAACAACAGAUUUGAGAAGUAAGUUAGAUUUUAUUAUCUAAAAACAAUGUGGUAUGCUUAAUCAUGAAGUUUUGUGUUUCUGUUUCAGAAGUGUCAUAAUGCAGAGUGUCAAGUGUGUCCUUGUCGGAGACAGUAAAGUUGGAAAGACCUACCUAAUCUACACCUACAUCCACAAGAUCUUUCCUAAGGAGUACAUACCAACUACCAUCUUUGAGACAUACCAUACCCAGCUUCAUGUAGACGACCAGAUUAUCACCUUGAACAUUUUUGAUUCAGCUGGUAGUGAGGAAUACGACCGUGUGCGUGCCAUCAGCUACUUCCAAGCAAAUGUCAUCAUCAUCUGCUUCUCGAUUGAUAGCCCAACAUCAUAUGAGAAUGUCAAACGCAAAUGGCAACUAGAGGUUAAACACCAUUGCCCUAAUGUGCCUAUCGUCCUUGUGGGAACUAAAAGUGACCUACGUGAUGAUCAGGAAGUCCUGGAGAAACUGAGAGAGCAGAAUCAAACCACAGUCACCCAACAGCAGGGCACAGCGAUGGCAAAGGAAAUAAAGGCAGUUAAAUAUCUUGAGUGUGCUUCAAUCAGCCUGAAUGGACUGGAUGAGGUGUUUGAUGAGGCUGUGCAUGCCUUUCUUAAUCAUUCAACCACCACCAAGAACCCCUGCGUACUCUUAUAAGUUAAGGUUGCAUAUAAAUAUUUGAUUUUAAUGUGAUUAUGUUCAUUUUGUAUGACCAUUUAUGUAUGUUUCUGUACAUAAUAUGGCUGUGUAUGCACUUUAGAAUGCUUACAAGUAUCUAACUUGAUUUAAAUGUUUUUGAUUUAUUUAUUUUAUUUUGUCCUUUAUAUCUGCAAUUGGUAACGUUGAAAUAAGUUGUUCUCUCCUGUUGUUGUGACUCAGCCACACGGAUAAAACAUGUUUUAUACACAGUUUUGA